Molecule: messenger RNA, 3269 nt
Organism: Folsomia candida
Lineage: Eukaryota; Metazoa; Arthropoda; Collembola; Entomobryomorpha; Isotomidae
Product: ABC transporter G family member 23
Exons: 16
Coding region: 1268-3250 (660 amino acids)
Cellular component (GO): membrane
Molecular function (GO): ATP binding; ATP hydrolysis activity; ABC-type transporter activity
Source: RefSeq, a predicted model, not a curated record
AUAAAAUAAACCCAAUGGUACCUUUGAUGCGAAUAUGUAUGAAAAGUACCUCACUCGUUCUGCUGGCCUUCCUCUUUCAGAUUAACAUAUUUCUUGGUGUCGUCAAUUUUGCGUGCAUGCAUGGAAAUAAAAAUGGUCAUCUGGACGACUCUUGGGGAUUCCCAGCUCAAACAAACAAGCUCUACUCGAACCGGAUUUUCCAAUCAAAAGUACCCCACUCCACUCAUCGGGUUCCGAAGAUGUCUAUUCUUGCAAAGUGUAAUUUUCAUUUUUUACACCCUUAGAAAUACAGAAUGUAGGAUUAACAAAGUAACAAGCCGUAUAAAUACUGCUUUAGGUGUAUUGAAAAGUAAUACCCCAGUUAAAAUAGGUCAAUGAUUAAAUGUUGGUAGUAAAUUUUUACCUGUUUGUACAUAUACAUAUAUCUAAUACCAAGCGAUGAAGGGUGUAUGAAACGGAAAAAUUAAUACCUUAUGACAGAUUUCAAAAAGUACACACAAACUACUACCAAACGGUUAAGAAGUUAUCGCCAAAUCAAUUCCAGUACUGCGUAUAUGUACACACAUAUGUCACUCUACCAGAUUGUUAACAGAGUACAUAUGUAUACGUGGGUGUUUUAUUAUUAAUUUUCAAAAGUUCUGUUAUAUCCCAAAGUACGGGGUUAAAUAUUUUAAAGAUUUCGGAAAAAGUGUUGUCAAUUGUUGAGGAGAUCGUUAACGGGACGGAUUUCGAAACUUUAAAUAUAUUAGAUUUCGAUUUUGACGGUGAUAUAGAUGUAUAUUCUAAUUUACACAGUGACUUGGUGUCCGGAAAUGAGGAUGAUGAAGUUUUUGGUGUCGAGGAACUCGAUUCUUCUGACGGCCUUUCGCAGCAAGUAUCUCAGGAAUGGGAAGAAGAGAGUGUGGACGGUGUUACUUUUACUUAUCAAGAAAUGGUGAACAUUGUUAAUUUCUACGAAAAGGCGAAGAAAAAUAAAUUCGACCAAACCAAGAGAAGGUUUAAAAAAAAUCGACAUUAUAAGACGAUCCAAAGAAUUAAAAAAUAUGUUGACAAGACAAGCACUACAUUUCCGCUUUUUAAAGAAGUAGAAAAGUUUGUCCUGGAACGUUUUGAAAGUGCACAUUGUAAUCUGCACUUGUGCUUCGACCACUUUUUUGUUCAACAUCACUACCAUCCACUCUCUACGAUUGAAAAUAAUUCAGGCCCAGAAUCAGAAUAGCUACGUUAUGGACUGCUUGGAGCGAGUGGUUGCGGAAAGACGACUCUCAUGUCGUGCAUCGUCGGCCUUCGUCACCUGGACAGUGGCGACCUUACCGUCUUCGGUCGAUCGAGGAAUGGUCACCUCGGUCACUUGUGCGGAUACAUGCCACAGGAUAUUUCUCUCCUCAGCGUGCUCACGAUUGGGGAAGUGCUGCACCAUUUUGGUUUGAUUUAUGGCAUGUCAGAGGUCGCGAUAGAAAAUAAAGUCAAUUUCCUCACCAACUUUCUUGAUUUGCCGGAUACUUCGAGACAAAUUCAGUAUUUGAGCGGGGGUCAAAAACGGCGGGUAUCUUUGGCCGCUUGUAUGAUUCACAAUCCCAACCUGCUUGUCCUUGAUGAGCCCACCGUAGGCCUGGACCCAUUAUUAAGACAAAGAAUAUGGCAACAUUUAUUCGAAAUAUCCCGCAGUGGAACGACCAUCAUACUAUCCACACAUUACGUUGAAGAGUCUAAACGCUGCGAUAAGGUUGGUUUCAUGCGGGGCGGGAAACUAUUAGCGGAGGAUGCCCCCGCCGCCCUGCUUUCCCGGUACGACGCACCCACCUUAGAAGACGUCUCCCUCCACUUGGCCCGCUUGGAUGACGAAAACCCCCAAACCUACGCCCCACCCGACAUUGUGAACACGAAAUGGCUCGAUUUUACGCUAGGUGACGAAGAAUCUGGCGUCGUGAGGGCGAAAGUGUAUCGUAAACUGUCCAUCAGUCUGCACGACAACGUGGUCCAUUCUCCCGUCAAUGUGGAAACGGAUCAUGCCUCCAUCAUUUACGCGUUAGCCUUAAAGGCGUGGCGAAGGAGAAAGAGAGACUGGAGAUUCCUAUUUUCCGAGAUUAUCCUGCCAAUCAUAAUUUUGUUCGUGUUACAAAAUGUGGUGGGUUUGGAGCCCAGAGACAUUCCAGUCUCGCUAGUCACUGGGAAUCCUAAUGUCACGAAUAAUGCGGAACUAAUCGAAUUUUGUGGACAAAGGGAUCGUCCAAUUACUUACACUAAAUGCUUCGAAAAUAUGGGAAUUUGUGAUUUUAUCAGAACCUUUGAACCACACGAGUUUGAUUGGGUCACCACAAAUUCGUUCGAAAGUGGGUUGCAAGACAUCUAUGACGGAAAUACCUUUGCCGUUCUGGCUUUUCCACCCAACUACGCGUUUCACAUGAAGAACAGGAUAAUCGAGAGAAAUUUUGUGGAUAACGAGACCAUUUCAGGAACCACGAUUUCCAUCAGGAUGGACGAGUCAAAUGUGAUCAAAACGUCGUGGAUGAAACAAAUCAUUGCGACGAAAUAUGCCAAAUAUCUUAACAAAAUCGGGGCCGCGUGUGGCGGAGAUUAUAACAGCGACAUAGUUAAACCUGCAAUUGGAUACACCGCCAUCUAUGGGGGACUUGGGAUUGAAAGCAUUAUAAUAUUCUCUCAGCCAGCUAUGUUGAUUACUACGAUGGUCUUCUUGUCCCAAAUUUCGGGGCUGGAGUGGAUUCUGGAUCGGAUGGAAGGGUUGGAAGAUCGUGAUUAUGCGGCCGGGGUGACGUUGCGACACCGGAUUUGCGCCUCCAUGAUGACCGACUCGAUCAAAAUUGUCGUCCAAUUGACCGUUUUCAUCGGCUUGUUGACCACCGUGUAUGGGAUGGAGGUUCAUGGGGCGUGGGUAUUAGCAUUAGGGAUCGUCUUCAUGGCAGCAUUUGAAGGAGUUGCGAUUGGGUGGAUGAUUGGAACGUUACGAGAUUCAGCGCUGGAGGCAAUUGUUAUCAUUAUGUUUGUCUCCAUUUUUCAAGCUGCAGCGACAGGGGUAUUCUUCUCCUUAGAAGUUACAUUGGACUAUUAUCGCAAUUAUUUUUGCAACUGGUUGCCAUCCACGUAUCCGAACGAGGCUUUCAGAUCGAUAGUUUCGCGAGGGUGGGGCCUGGAAAACCCACACGUGACGAAGGGAUUUAUCGCCGCGGCUGGUUGGACUUUGCUUUCCAUUGUCGUCGUAGUUUUAGUUGAACGAAGAAAACGGAAAUAAAUAAAUUAUUCAAAAUAAU